UGGCCCAAAAAAUUUAAACUCCAGCUCACUGUAUUUAUCUUUGAAGAAUUGAAACAGCCCAAGCCACUGUGAAAUUUCUUGAAAACCCAUUGAGACACUGCGGUUUCCAUUUCUCCUCACCGCCGGCGACGAAUUCUUCCAGCUACGCAACGAUUUUACUUGAUUCUACAGGAAGAUGUAUGAUAAUCUUGGAGCACAACCUCGGGUGCCUGGGCCACCCAACACACAGGCAAAUCCUUUUGGGAAUGCAUUCUAUGGUGCAAGUUCAGGAUUCAUUAAAGGUGGACUGGGUGCUUAUGGAGAGAAAAUUUUAGGAUCGAGCUCUGAAUAUGUACAAAGCAAUAUCAGCAGAUACUUUUCUGACCCUCAAUACUAUUUCCAAGUUAAUGACCAUUAUGUGAAGAAUAAAUUGAAGGUUGUUCUUUUCCCGUUUCUGCACAGGGGCCAUUGGACAAGAAUCAGUGAACCAGUCGGUGGCAGGCUCUCCUACAAGCCCCCUAUUUAUGAUAUAAAUGCUCCAGACUUGUACAUUCCUUUCAUGGCAUUUGGUACAUAUGUGGUUCUUGCUGGCUUAUCAUUAGGUCUUCAUGGAAAGUUUAGCCCCGAAGCUCUAAACUGGCUGUUUGUCAAGGGGCUGGUAGGCUGGACUUUUCAAGUUGCUCUGCUGAAAAUGACAUUGUUCUCCUUGGGUAGUGGAGAGGCACCUUUGCUAGACAUCGUGGCAUAUGCCGGAUACACCUUCACGGGAUUGUCUCUAGCUGUCUUGGGAAAAAUAUUUUGGGGCUAUGCGUACUACUUUCUGUUGCCGUGGACGUGCCUGUGCAUGGGAGUUUUCUUGGUGAAGACAAUGAAGCGAGUUCUUUUUGCAGAAGUGAGGAGUUACGAUUCAAGCAGGCAUCAUUAUCUGCUGCUCUUCAUUGCCUUGGCGCAAUUUCCACUCCUCAUUUGGCUCGGCAACAUUAGUCUUAAUUGGCUCUUCUAAACUGUAUGCAUUUCAAGUUGCAGUGAAGGAAUUCAAAAUGUGACGGUCUGAAGAACUAGUUUUUGGCUAUCUCAUUAAUUUGUUCAUAGUCUUCUGAAUUGCUGUCCUUACAUUACAAUCUAAGCAGAUGUAUUUUCCAAUUUCCAGGAUAAUAUACAUGCUUUUAACACUAAA
Messenger RNA from Sesamum indicum (sesame), 1156 nucleotides. RefSeq lists its product as uncharacterized. Gene Ontology annotation, cellular component: endoplasmic reticulum membrane; Golgi membrane; endoplasmic reticulum-Golgi intermediate compartment. The record is from RefSeq and is a predicted model, not a curated record. Gene Ontology annotation, biological process: endoplasmic reticulum to Golgi vesicle-mediated transport. NCBI's taxonomy places the organism in Eukaryota, Viridiplantae, Streptophyta, Magnoliopsida, Lamiales, Pedaliaceae.